AUGGAGAGGAAUCCUUCUGGAUGUGGUGGUGACGAAGAUGGUCGCACUGGUCGUGGGAAUCCUGGUGGCGCUGCUGGUGGUGUUCUUGCUGCUCCUGGUGGUGCUGGUGGUGAUGCAACCCGUGGCGGUGGUCCUGUAACUGCUGGUGGUGCAAGUCGUGGUGGUGAUAGUCGCGGUACUGGUGGUGCAUGUCGUGUUGCUGAUGAUGCGGGUCGUGUUGAUGAUGCUAGUCAUGGCGGAGGUGGUGAUAGCCGUGGUCCUUGUGGUGAAAGUCGUGUUGCUAUGAUGCAAGUCGUGGUGGUGAUGAUGUCAGUCAUGGUGGUGAUGAUUCCGGUCGUGUUGCUGGUGCAACCCGUGGUGGCGAUUCUGGACGUAGUGCUGGUGUUACUGGUCGUGGUGGAGGUGAUGGACGUCGUGAUGCUGCUCGCGAUGCAAGGCGAAUUCGUGGUAAUGACAGAGAGGCUGGUGAUGAUGAAAUGCAGACAGAUGGUGCUGCACGGCCUGCUGAUCGUGACGAACGGCGUGUGGAUGGUGUGGAACGGCAAGCUGAAACUGGUCCGGCUUGGUUAUGGGCGGAUAUCGUUGGUGAGGUUGGGGAAAACGUCAACUCGCAAGAGCCAAACAGACCGGGUAAUCGUGUGCCCAUGCCGAAUGUACAAUUUGGAGGACGUGUAGCUCGGCCAAACACUGUUGUUUUACACGCUCAGGCAUUUAAAGACAUCUCGGUUCGUGAAGUCAUGGGUAGUCUCUUGAAGUGUGUGAGACAGGACACAAUUAAAUGUCUCCAGCAAGUUCCGGGCCCUAGUUAUCGUGUCACGUUUCGUUCGACGGAAUUCAAACAACUGUUUUUGAAUCAAGAAUUCUCGGUGCGUGGUGAACGCGUUAUUGCACAAGAAGUGGAAACACCUUCUCUGAUGGUUAAAGUCUUGUUUGUUCCAACUGAAAUUUGA
Molecule: messenger RNA, 950 nt
Organism: Paramuricea clavata
Lineage: Eukaryota; Metazoa; Cnidaria; Anthozoa; Malacalcyonacea; Plexauridae
Source: the annotation of a GenBank genome assembly